AUGGGAAUCCCCUGGCGGCUGAUUUGCGUUUUCGGAUUUUUCUCGUGUGUUUCAACCGAUAACGAAUGUCUUAAAUGUUCGGACCUUCCGGGUUUCACGGAAAUUCAGGGAUCAUGUUACGCGCCAAUUGUCGCAAAAGCGAAUCGAGGAGACGCAAUAAAAGAGUGCCAAAAGUUGCAUCCGAAGGCCACUUUGGGCACAAUCAGAAGCGCCGCGCAAAAUGCGGCUGUUCAUGAUCUAGCCGUCAACAAACUGCGUGCUCAAUGCUCGUCAUUCUCGGGUGAAGUGUGGAAGAACCAAAUGUGGAUCGGAUUCUGGGAUGAUUUAAAAGACGCAAAACUUGCAAACACUUGGGAAAACGACGUCAAAUCGGAUUACAGAAAUUGGGCUCCGGGACAACCCAAGGACGAUUCGGGCGAGGAAAAGGGAACCGCGAUGACCAUCGUUUCGGGCGGGCCAGAUCCCGAUGGAUCGUGGUACGAUCUUCACAGCCAAGAAAGCGUCAUUUGCGGAGCACUGUGUGAGAUCCUGCCAAUCUAUGUGAACGGAAAUCAAGCCGAAGCAAAGACCCAAUGCAAAAAGUUGCACCCUGACGCCGACUUGGCCUCAAUUCGUUGUGAUGCCGAGAAUGAGGGAAUUUGGAAGUUGUCUCAAGGGUCAUUCAAAGAUCGAUGUGCUACACACGAUCCGACUAAUAAGUACUUAGACCAAUUGAUCAUCGGGAAAUCGAACGGCGAUUGGAUUGAUUGUACCAAUACAACUUAUAGCAAUUGGAAUGCCGGUGAACCAAAUAAUGCCGGUGGCAAUGAGCCCGUUUCGACGUUGUUCAUCACAAAUGAGAGCCCUCAAUUCCCGAAAGGCAAAUGGAACGAUUUGGCCGAUGGGAAAUUCUGUGCCGCAAUGUGCGAACUUCUUGUGGGCACAACCGGGAACUCAUGUGGUUUAAAGCCGUGCCCUGGUACACAGACGUGCGCCGCUUCUUCCGGCUCAAGUUCUGGCUCCCCAACACCAGCACCAAAAGUAAGCCUUAGCAAGUAUAUAAAUAAG
Mesorhabditis belari is the source of this 1047-nucleotide messenger RNA. The record is from the annotation of a GenBank genome assembly. Lineage: Eukaryota; Metazoa; Nematoda; Chromadorea; Rhabditida; Rhabditidae.